This is a messenger RNA of Chionomys nivalis (European snow vole), 1336 nucleotides long. RefSeq names its product thymic stromal lymphopoietin (gene Tslp). Bases 1 to 729 code for a protein of 242 amino acids. Lineage: Eukaryota; Metazoa; Chordata; Mammalia; Rodentia; Cricetidae. Gene Ontology annotation, molecular function: cytokine activity. The record is from RefSeq and is a predicted model, not a curated record. The transcript has 4 exons.
AUGGACCUUGUAUGGACUGGGGAGGAGAGGGGAAGGCUGAUGCCUGACACAGUCCUUGCAGGUCUAGAGGCUCUCCAUGCUUGGAGGGGAGAGCUCCCUGUGAAAGGGAGUUGGAACUGGGUGUUGGUGAACAUUUCCUUACUAUGUGUCUUUUCAGUUCUUCUCAGGGACCUCUUCAUCUUGCAAGUUGUAGGGCUCGUGUUCACUUACAACUUUUCUAAUUGUAACUUCAAGGAGAUUUCAAAUAUAUAUUCAGAAGCAAUUUACCCUGACCUGGGUAAAUAUUUGAAUGGGAGCCCGUUCGAUCAAAUCGAGUUCUGUGAAAACUUGGUGAGUGAAGUGAUCGGCAGUGCUGGCUGGCUUUCCCUGGGGUGGCGGGCAUCCGGGAAGGACACCUCCGUCGUGUCUUCCGUUCCUCCCCCUUUCCAUUCAGUUUUUAAUUUCUGUCAUUUUCUUUGUUCCCUGAACUCUGCCGCUUGUGAGCAGACAGAUUGUCUCACGAAAAUCGAGUACCAUACUCUCAAUCCUAUCCCUGGCUGCCCGUCACUCCCCGAGAAAACAUUCGCGUUGAAAACGAAAGGGACCCUCACUAAGCAUUGCCCAGGCUACAGUGAAACUCAGAGAAACAAUACCCUGGACAUGAAGCAAGACGUCAAAAGCAUCUGCCUAAAUCAAACCUCACAAAUACAGUGGUUGUGGUUUUCUCUCGUUCAAAUUCCAGAAUAUUAAACUCACCUUUCAUUUUAGAGUAUGGACAUAUAUUGUGGUUUUAGUAGGUAUAGUACUAAGGGUAUGACAUUUAAAAGAACACUAUUGUUUAAUCUUCAAUUGCAGCAGGGAUUCUUAAUUAUUUAUGGUGAACUGCUAUUAUUUAGUGUAGCCGCUUUCAUGGGAGAUGAGCACGGCCCCUCCACUGUCAAUGGAAACACCUGUACUGUUAAUGACCACCUACUGAGCAGGGUCUCUCCUCUGUGCCUGCAGACACCUACUCUAGGGCAAGCUAAAAUGUCGUAGGGAAGGGAACUGAAGGUGGGAAACAAGUUGGAACCAAUGACAGCAUCUAAACCCUGUUUAAAAGCAAGACCGUUUCUGUCUGUAAUGAUUCUCCUAACAUUCUUAUACUAAAAUGUUACUAAGAAGAAAAGGAGAGCAAAGGAAGUCAUGCAAGCAGUUACUGCUACAGUGAAGCAGUCUGAAAGAAGCUUCCGAAGCUUCACAGUCGCUGCCGUGGCUGCACUAUAAAUCCAGCUGCGAAGUGUCCAUCAGGCAACAGGGGCUACAGGAGCAGAUCCUAAAGUGCCUUUGUCCGGUUAUGAGAUUUAUAUUUAAAGUUGUA